Messenger RNA from Micropterus salmoides (largemouth bass), 3558 nucleotides. RefSeq names its product transmembrane protein 87B (gene tmem87b). Gene Ontology annotation, biological process: retrograde transport, endosome to Golgi. NCBI's taxonomy places the organism in Eukaryota, Metazoa, Chordata, Actinopteri, Centrarchiformes, Centrarchidae. The record is from RefSeq and is a predicted model, not a curated record. Bases 38 to 1741 code for a protein of 567 amino acids. The transcript has 19 exons. Gene Ontology annotation, cellular component: membrane; Golgi apparatus.
CGCCUCCUGUUGGUGAGUGCUAACGCCCACAACGAACAUGGCUGCUGCAGUCAAGAUGAGGACGUGGAGGUGUCCGGGCAGUGGAGUUUUCCAUCCAUUGGCAGUCCUUUUUGUAGUUUUACUCAGUGCCAUAAAUGCGGUUGUUGCAGCGCCAGAAACAGGGCUUUGGAAAAUUACAGUUGUAAAUACCUCGAGGCCACUGCUGUUAAGGAAAUCCAUGUAUAAAGACACUGACAUUGAACUGAAAGUUGUGGCUUUUAGCUGCCUUGAGGAGGUUGACUUCACUAUUCAGUGGUAUUUAAAAUACUACCCCUGUCACAAUGAAUUCAACAAUAUUGAAGAAAUGUAUGAUAGAACACCUCUGAGUCGGGGGGAGAGCCUGGAUCCGAAUCCCCUCGGAAAAGGAGAGUACAUCAAACACAAACACAGUCCCAUAACAUGUAACAGCGGACUACGCUCCUUUCCAAUGCUCAAAAAAGCCAAGGCAUCUCCACGUCCAGUCAGUCAGUCAGAGAGUGAAGCACCAGAGGAAAAUGACACUGAGGAGUACGACAGCAGCAGCACGGUGACGAACAACAGUGUGAACACAAAGGACAACGUCAUAGCCACCACGUGGAAGGAUGGGCCUUACCUGCUGGUUGUCAAGAUCGUGUCUAGUAAACAGGAUGCCAACUGGAAUUUAACAGUUAAUGUGGUGAUGAAAGGCAGCCAUGGCUACAUUUCUAUCACAGAAUGGCCUCUCAUGAUUUUCUACAUGGUGAUGUGCAUAGUGUACAUCCUGUACGCCCUGCUGUGGUUUAUCUGGGCAGCGUGCUACUGGAAGGAUCUGCUGCGGAUCCAGUUCUGGAUAGCAGGGGUCAUAUUCCUCGGGAUGGUGGAGAAGGCCGUCUUCUGUGCCGAAUAUGAAAACACCAACGCUGUCGGCUCUGCUUCUCCAGGCUUGUUGAUCUUUGCCGAGCUGGUCUCUGCCCUCAAGAGGACUUUGGCUCGGUUGCUCGUCAUCAUCGUCAGCCUUGGUUAUGGCAUUGUAAAGCCUCGACUGGGGAUAGUAAUGCACAGAGUUGUGGGGCUCGGAAUCCUCUAUUUUGCCUGUGCUAGCAUUGAAGGUGUCCUGAGGAUUACUGGGGCGAAAGACUCUGACUUAGCCCUGCUGGCCAACAUUCCCUUGGCUCUGCUUGACUCCUCUCUAUGCUGGUGGAUCUUUGUCAGCCUGGCACAAACCAUCAAGACUCUGAAGCUGAGGAGAAACCCUGUCAAGUUGUCUCUCUACAGGCACUUUACAAACACACUAAUAUUUGCUGUCAUUGCUUCCAUCAUUUUCAUGGGUUGGACAGCAAAGAAAUUUCGGCUAGCAGAUUGCCAGUCUGACUGGAUUGAGCUGUGGGUAGAAGAUGCUUUCUGGAGGUUCUUGUUUUCCGUCAUUCUGUUCGUCAUAAUGUUUUUAUGGAGGCCAUCUGCAAACAACCAAAGGUAUGCUUUCACACCUCUCAUUGACGACUCUGACGAUGAGGAGAUUGAGGAGUUUGUCGCCUCUACAAACUUUGCUGAUGGCGUAAAGUUGAGAGCAUCUAAAAGUGAGACAAAUGGCACAGCAAAGCCUGCAGAAACGAACCCGGAUGAAGACUUGAAGUGGGUGGAGGAUAACAUUCCUAGCUCUCUUGCUGAUGUAGCUCUACCAGUCCUGCUCGACUCAGAUGAGGAAAUCAUGACAACCAGAUAUGAGAUGUCAAAGCUGGAGUGAGGCAAAACAUUUCCAGCCAUCGGCGGAUAUGGAGGGAGAACAUAGCUGCUGUCCCUUACUCUUCAGCAGGGUCUUCAGGAUUUCCAGUCGGAUGGUGGGUGGAGUGCCAUUUAGGUUUUUUUUUUUCAGGGGAGCUUCCCGUACAGCUGCUACUUUGCAGGGUGGAGAGGGGCACAGUUUAGGGGGACCUCUGCUCGUUUCUUCGUGUCCUCAUCUCCUCAACAGCUAAGGACUCUACCAGAGGAAAACUGUCUUUUCACUGAAGUGGUUGACUCUUUUCCUGAUAUGAUCUGUUUGAGCCUUUCUUUCCAAAGAGAAUGUUUUAUUUUAAAUUAAGUGCUGUAUUUAUUUCUGUUAUGUUCAUGUGAACUUAUUUUGUCAGAGUUAAGAACAGUGGGCCUCAUGCAUGAACAUACUCUCAUAAUAUAUGUUAAGUGUCUUUUGUGAGGGUAUCUAGAUAUUAUUGGUUGGUUGUAAUAAAAUAAGAGGCUUAUGAUGGGGGGGAGGAUCUCAGUAAUGAAGACCUAGAAUAAUUUAUCUAAGCUAUUUUUGCAGUCAGAAGAGAGAGAAUUUAACUUCAUUGUCUUUAUUGGUUUGUUUCAAACAGGAUCUUUCUUUAUAUAAAUAUAUAAUUGUGAAGUUUGCAAAAGUUAAGGAAUUAUAUCAAAGGUAUGUAUCUUUCAUGUCACUAUGAGUGUCAAAAGUACACUUUUUUUGUUGCCAGCGUUAAAAUCUGAGACUAGACAGCUUUGAAAAUUCAAUUGCUGAUUUUCAAUAGUACUUGUUGCUCUUAUGCACUUUGCAAAUCAAAGCUGUGCCUACAUGUAGUUCUUGUAUGAGGCUCAAUCUGUUCAGACAAUUGAGAACAAUAUGUAUGAAAGUGUCGUUCAAACUUCCGUGUGUGUGUGUGUGUGUGUGUGUGUGUGAAAGCACAAAUGGGUGAUAUGUACAAUUUGAAUUUAAAUGUAACUGGGUUCAGUAAGGUAGAAUUGGGGUUUACAGUCAUGUGUUGAAUCUACUGUGUGUGUCGGCAGGCAGGUUUUGUGUCUUCAGCAAUAUGCUGUAUGUAAAUGUUAAAAUGGAGUUAAUUCAUUAUUUAUUUGCGUUUCAAGUGUACUUACAAGUUGUUAAAGUGUGUGUGUCCACCUGUGUUUACUCUUAAGUGUGUCUACAAUGUGUGCUUCCAUUUUUCUUAAUGCUUUGGGCCCUGAACAAUCUCACAAUCCAUUAGGCAAAUGGCAAACUGCAGCUUUCUUCUAUUUGUUUGCUUUAUGUGCUUAUAAAAUCGGUCUGUUGGUUUCACAUAUACCAUAAUAAUACUAACAUUCUUUCAAAUAAGUCUUAAUAUAUUUAUUAAUUAUUAUUUUUGAAAAUGGCGGGCCUGGUGUUUUUUUCAGUGUAGUUUUGGUGUUGGAACAUUGUCGUCUUCAGCACCAGUCGAUCACUUGGGUUCAUAAUGUCACUUUGUCGGUGUUGGAAACCUAGAAUAAUUGUGUUUAUGAUGGCAAGCUGUCCUUCUGUUAUAGAAAACUGCAUACACCUGCAGUGGACCUCGAUUAUUUGUACAGAUGGGUUUUGGCUGAUUCCUGUUAUUUCAUAAUUCCACAGGUGGAGAGGUGUCUGGAUAAUAUGACUUUUUUGUCACUGGUGUCAUGAAGAACUGAGCUUGAACUUUUUAUACCAGCAAUUUUCUUCUCUCUUCCUUCUCAGGAAGUGUGUAUGCUCAGAUUAAAUAUUAAUCGAAUACAGGAGAAUGGUUGUUUCCUGAUCUAUGAUUUAAGUGCUGAUUUGGCAAUAAAAAUAAAUAUUUAACUAUG